This is a messenger RNA of Kogia breviceps (pygmy sperm whale), 648 nucleotides long. Its product is annotated as lipase member K-like. The transcript has 6 exons. The record is from RefSeq and is a predicted model, not a curated record. Lineage: Eukaryota; Metazoa; Chordata; Mammalia; Artiodactyla; Physeteridae. Bases 1 to 648 code for a protein of 215 amino acids.
AUGCCGAAAACUCGGCUUCUGUGCACCGCUGCAAAGACUGCUGUGUACCUGCAACAUGGCUUAAUUGCAUCUGCCAGUAACUGGAUUUGCAACCUGGCCAACAACAGCUUGCCUUUCCUUCUGGCAGAUGUUGGUUAUGAUGUAUGGAUGGGGAACAGCUGGGGAAACACCUGGUCCAGAAGACACGUGAAAUUGUCAACCACCUCACCAGAAUACUGGGCCUUCAGGUUUUCUUCACAAGCUCUGAAGAAGUGCCCUUAUUAUUACAUCGAGAGUUGUUUUAAAUACUCCACUUGGCGUAGUCGCUUAGAAGUUUAUUUGUCACAAAGCCCUGCGGGAACAUCUGUUCAGAAUAUGCUGCAUUGGGCCCAGGCUGUUAAUUCUGGUCAGUUCCAAGCUUUUGAUUGGGGAAACCAUGAUCAGAACAUGAUGCACUUCCACCAGCAUACACCUCCCCUAUACAACGUUUCUAAGAUGGAAGUUCCAACAGCAGUGUGGAGCGGUGGACAGGACCCUGUGGCUGAUCUCAAAGAUGUUGAGAAUUUACUUCCUAAAAUUACCAGGCUUAUCUAUUUCAAGUUGAUUCUCCACUACAAUCAUGUGGAUUUUUACCUUGGACAGGAUGCACCCUACGAAGUUUACCACUGA